Molecule: messenger RNA, 570 nt
Organism: Peronospora farinosa
Lineage: Eukaryota; Oomycota; Peronosporomycetes; Peronosporales; Peronosporaceae
Source: the annotation of a GenBank genome assembly
AUGGACUGGUUAUUUGGGUCAUCUUCAGCUACACCGGCCGUAAGCGUACAAUUGUCUUCAUCAACUCCUCAGGGCCGUAGUGCACCAUCUCGAGAAGACGAUUCACGACAUAAGAAUUGCGGUAACGAAUUUUUUAAGUUGAGAGAUUAUGAAGCGGCCAUUCGUGAAUAUUCGUUGGGUAUCAAUGAAAACCCCACUGCCACUCUUUAUAGCAAUCGAUCAGCUGCGUAUUGUGCAUUGGGACAAUUUCAGCAGGCAAAAGAAGAUGCUGCUAAAGCCAUUACACUGGAUCCAGACUGGGCAAAGACUUACUCAAGGAAGGGGAAGGCUUUGUAUGGCUUGGCUUCAUACAAAAAAGCAGCAGACGCCUACGCCCGUGGACUUGAAAUCUGUCUUCGAGGGGCCGUGGGUGAGGCUCAACAAAGAGAUAAAGAGCUUGAAGCUCUCAAGCGUCAGACAGAUAACCAGGCAAAAACAUACCUUCGUCUUUUGGAGGAAAACAACCAACUUAAACGCCAAAUAGAGGACUAUCAGCACAUGUUUGGUGACUGGACCAAGAAAGAAAUAUGA